Xiphias gladius (swordfish) is the source of this 1006-nucleotide messenger RNA. RefSeq names its product centromere protein O (gene cenpo). Bases 76 to 969 code for a protein of 297 amino acids. Lineage: Eukaryota; Metazoa; Chordata; Actinopteri; Istiophoriformes; Xiphiidae. The transcript is spliced from 6 exons. The record is from RefSeq and is a predicted model, not a curated record. Gene Ontology annotation, cellular component: Mis6-Sim4 complex; kinetochore.
CGCCAAAAUCAAAAAAACAAAACAAAAACCCGCAGCUCGUAGAGACCACUUACAAACUACCAGACACAAACACACAUGGAGAAACUUGGCAAAAAUAUGGAGGGGGCGACUACGAAAGGCGUUCUGGGUCACCUGAGUCAGCUGGAAGUUGAGGCGAGGAGCCGUAAAACUCAUCCUCAUCCGCAGCAGCGGAGUCGCGUGAAGGAGCUGAAGGCGGAAGCGGAGGCGCUGAUGACCCAGAGAGACCAGCUGAAGGCGGAGAUACAGACCCACAAGAGUCUUCAGAAACUGAGGAUGUCUAUGGACAAACAGCGGACAAAUGAAGAGGAGGAGGAAAUGGAUGAAGACUCAGAGAACUCACAACUACUGCAGCUGAUGGCCAGUCAUACGCAUCUUAGAGAUCUUCUGCAUGCUCAUCACCUCAUUGGUGGGUACGACAUCAUAAAGACUCGUCAAGGUAGAGGUGUGUGCGUGUCCGUCGGGACGGCCUAUGAGGGCGUCUACUUAGACACCUACAACCUGGAGAUAGACCUGAAGCCAAUGCUGAGGAUCGGUCGCCAUAACAUUCCCCCGUUCAUCCCCCUGAACAGCCUCGCUGAGCGGAGCGACAUGCAGACGAACAUGAGGGCUUUUCUGGACACCCUCAGCCGGCACCUCAACGCCUUUGCCGGUCGCAAGCAGCAGCUGAAGUUUGUUAAGGAGCAACAGAAGUCCGUCGAAGUGAUGGAGAGUAAUGUCUUGUGUUCGAUACUGGUGCUGAUGUUCACUGUGCCGAGAGAGAAGACUGCUGUUCUCUGCACGCUGGACUACACUGACCACACCAGAUGCCUUCCCACAAGAGUCCACUUUGAAUGUGAAGACAAGGAGCUUCCUGAUUCUCCAGAGUGGAAGAAAAACUGCAGUUUACUGAUGGAGACUCCAGUGCACAAAGCUUUAACAACCAUGAAAAAGAUGGGGAAUAUUGUUUAAUCUACUCUACGAAACUGAGCACUGUUUUUACAUGUAA